CGGCGUCGUCAGUUGUGAGGCGCGGCUUGUGGCGUGCGGACGGGCUGUCGCUUGGGCCUGGGCGCCGGCGAUGCUGCUGACGGUGUUCUGCCUGCGGAGGGACCGCUCCGAGCUGACCUUCUCGCUCCAGGUGGACGCCGACUUCGAGCUGCAGAACUUCCGCGCCCUCUGCGAGCUCGAGUCCGGCAUCCCCGCCGCCCAGAGCCAGAUCGUCUAUGCGGAGCGUCCCCUGACGGACAACCACCGUUCGCUGGCCUCCUACGGCUUGAAGGACGGGGACGUGGUGAUCCUGCAGCAGGUGGAGAAUGCGGAGGCACGGCCGCCGGUGCCCUUCCCUGGCCUGCCCAGGAUAGACUUCAGCAGCAUCGCAGUGCCGGGGAGCUCCUCCGUGCCGCCGCCUGCCCCUCCGCCCGCCCCUCUGCCGGCCUCCACCUCGCACCCGCCUCCACCGGACCUGCCUUCCUCUCCACAGGGGCUGGACAACCCGGCGCUCCUGCGGGACAUGCUGCUGGCCAACCCGCACGAGCUCUCCCUGCUCAAGGAGCGCAACCCACCCUUGGCCGAGGCCCUGCUCAGCGGAGACCUGGAGAAAUUUACGCGGGUACUGGUGGAGCAGCAGCAGGACCGGGCCCGGCGGGAGCAGGAGAGGAUCCGCCUCUUCUCCGCCGACCCCUUUGACCUGGAAGCGCAAGCCAAGAUCGAGGAGGACAUCAGGCAGCAGAACAUCGAGGAGAACAUGACCAUCGCCAUGGAGGAGGCCCCUGAGAGCUUUGGCCAAGUGGUGAUGCUGUACAUCAACUGCAAGGUCAACGGCCACCCCGUCAAGGCCUUUGUGGACUCAGGGGCACAGAUGACCAUCAUGAGCCAAGCUUGUGCGGAGCGGUGCAACAUCAUGCGGCUGGUGGACCGGCGGUGGGCCGGCAUCGCCAAAGGGGUGGGGACCCAGAAGAUCAUUGGCCGGGUCCACCUGGCUCAGGUGCAGAUCGAAGGGGACUUCCUGCCCUGUUCCUUCUCCAUUCUGGAGGAGCAGCCCAUGGACAUGCUGCUGGGGCUCGACAUGCUCAAGAGGCACCAGUGCUCCAUAGACCUCAAGAAGAACGUCCUGGUGAUCGGUACCACAGGCUCGCAGACCACCUUCCUCCCGGAGGGGGAGCUCCCGGAGUGUGCCCGCUUGGCCUACGGGGCUGGCAGGGAGGAGGUGCGGCCCGAGGAGAUUGCGGACCAGGAGCUAGCGGAGGCCCUGCAGAAGUCCGCGGAGGACGCAGAGAAUAGUGACCAAGGAACUACCUCACGAGAAACGCCACCGACGUCCGACGGAUUUAAACGUCCAGAGCUUGGUCCAAAGGCCAACAACCCUCGAAGCCGAAUACUUGACCGUUCCGCCUCUGCUCCGGCCUCCAUUUUCUCUCGUGGGAGCGGCCAGGCAGAGACCCUUCCUCCCGAGGAUUCCCUCCCCGAAUGUUUAGAAACUCUCGAAAGCGAGGAGCUGUUCCCACCACCGCCAUUUUUUCCUGAUGCCGUUGCUUCUGCCAAUGCUGCUCUGGGUGGGAAACUUGGAGCAGAACCUGAGCAUGUUCCUUCACAAACCACUUCUGGACCGCAGGCUCCUUCCUUCAGUCUGCAAGAGGAAACUCUCAGUCCUCCCGCCGAAGGAGGAAAAGAAAGGAGCUUAUCCAGCCCGCAGAGGAAAGAAAUGUCUGCACCCUUCCUUCUGGAUCACACAGAAAGGGAUCUGGGGCACAAGCUUCACUCAGAACCCAAAAUGGGUGGGAAACCUGGAAAUGGAGGGUUUCACAAUGCCAAGGAGGCUGCUUCCCCAUUGUUUUUCAAGGAAGAGUUAGAGAAAGUCCUUUUAUGUGCGGGAAGGGGGGACGUGGAAGGAGAGGGAUGCAAGGACUCCAUGGAGGUCCAUACUAAAACAGCCUUGUCGGGCGACGCAAACCUCGCAAUGGAGGUGGAACUCUCCAAGCCAGGCUCUUCUUUCCCUCUCGGUGGUGGUGGUCCUCCUCCUGAGGGUGAUCGGAUGCCGCCGGUGAGCCCUGGCCUCGAAGAUCCGGGCGCCUCUCUCUCUUGCGCCUUGAAGGAGCUCCACCAGCUCCUGGUUGUCAGCUCCAAGCAGGACGUGGGCCUUUCUCAGCGGGAAGCCCUUCCAGAGGAGCAUCAGGGCCUCCCUUUUCCUAGACACAUUGAGCCCUUUGCGGAGAGCAUGGAGAGCCUUGAGGCAAGGGAAGUGCAGCGGAUGGAUGAGAGCCGUGAAAAGGAAGCUGUACUCAAGUCCUUUGCAUACGAAAUGGAGAGUGUUGAGGUGAAGGAGGUGCAGCGGUUGGCUGAGAACUGUGAGAAGGAAGCUGUAGUUGAGUCCUUUGCAUACAAAAUGGAGAGUGUUGAAGUGAAGGAGAUGCCGCGGUUGGGCGAGAACCGUGGAAAAGAAGCUCUACUCCAGUCUGUUGAGGAUGACAUGGAGAGCAUUGAGGUGAAGGACGUGCAGCGGUUGGACGAGGGCCGUGAAAAGGAAGAUCUACUCAUGUCCUUUGAGGUGAGGAAAGUGCAGCGGUUGGAUGUGGCCCAUGAGAAGGAAGCUCUACUGGAGUCCUUUGCAUACGAAACGGAGAGUGUUGAGGUGAAGGUGGUGCACGGGUCGGAGAAGGAAGCUCCUCUCGUUGCUCUGGAAUCAUCAAUCCCUUUGGAGCAUCUUCGCGGAGCUGAAAGUUGUGCAUCCCCAUCCCGUCUUUCAUCCCCUGAUCGUGUCCUUCACCCUGAAGUUCCAGAAGAGAGCCGGCUUCCUCAGGAUGCAUCUCGGAAUCUCCCUCGUCCCUCCCCGGAAGGAACGGGAACCCCCUUCCCCUCUGGCGGCGACCUCCAGAGAUCCUCUGGUGCGGCGCUAUUGCCUCCUCCGUUGCGACCUCCUGUUUCCGGCGUUGACCAGAUCGUCGGGGCCGGCUUCACAGUGCAAGAAGCCGGCGAGGCCUUGGCACAGGCAGACGGGAACGCGGACCUGGCCCUCCUCCUCCUCUUGGCUAAGAACAUUGUGGUCCCCACGUAGCCCCCGCCCCACCUUGCCUCCUCCCUUCUCCUAACCUCCUUCCAUAGAAGCACGGAAAACAGGUUGUUCCUUUUCCAAAGUUCCCACCUGCCCGGUUUCCCUUUGGAAGCAGAAUGUCGGCAUUGCAUCAACUCCAUCGCUUUUUAAUUAUUACGAUUUUAAUGAUUAAGGUGAGGAAUAAAGAGUCUUUAUUUAAAUACAUGAGGCGAGGAAAGGAAUAAGCAGGUGCCCAGGAAGCUUCUGUCUUCUGCAAGAGGAGACGCUGUCGGGGAAGGUGAUACACAAGAGAUUGCAGCAACGCGAGGCAUAUCGUUUUAGUCAGGGCUAAUGCUGCAGCACGCACAGCGGAAGGAAGCAAUAGACCCCGGUUUGCUGCAUAAUAGUGGUCCAGAAGCGCCACCCUGGUUUUCUGGAGUCCUGAGGAUCUGGCCCCGAUAAGGAUUGCUGCUCAAUUGGGGAUUUAUGUCGGGAAAUGGAUGCAACGCGGCAAACUUCGCCCGCUUUCUUACAGUUUCUGCGUUUUGAGCCGACUGUCAAACUGCACAACUUACAGCCUUUUGGGAAAGAAGCGAUGCUGCCUGGUCUUCAUGGAAAGCUUCUUGGAUUGAUCUUGAAAUUGCCCCCUUCCCCCCCAAAACCAGGCACCACGCUGUUUGGCUAAUCCUGGGAAUGUAGCGCUUUGCCUCGGAGCCGGUGUUGCUGAAGCACUCUCGCCGACUCCCUCCUCCGGCAUGAUUUGUUUCCGUUUCUGGAACCGGCAAUUGGGCUGGGAAACCGGAGAAAGCCGACUCAUCUGCGAGAUCAGCCUGACUCAUUGCCUUGACCCUCCGGCCGUCUCUUGGCCUCAUCCCGACCCAACGUCCAACUCGGACUGGGAAGCAGCUUCCCUCGAGAUGCGCAGAGUUUACGCAGGGACGCAAACCCUGUAUGAACCAGGUUUCUCAAAGGUCAUUCUGGGAUCCUGUUAAGUUCCCCCAGCAAGGCGCAUCAGGCUGUCUCUGCGGCCGGCUCAGCUCAGAGGGAAAGGCUUUGCAAAAUAUUGCGCCCUCAGACUUGGUGGGAUUCUGGUGGAGUAGUUGUGUCAGCUCAGGUCCACCCUCUUUGAAGAUUUCAGUAGGGAUCCCAUCAGGUCCGCUGGCUUUGUUAUCUUUUUUGUUGGCUGGUGGCUUUGCUGACUUCCUCCAAAACUAGGCAGUCGUUUGAAACCCAAGCCAAGCCUUCGUCGUCGGAUCAUCGUCCUUCAGCUCACCCCCCCCCCUUUCUUUCCCCCCCCCCCCCCCGAAACAUAAUCAUUGAAGGGAGUCGCAGCCUCUCAGGAAUCUCCCCGUUGUUUUGCUUCAAUGACGCCCUUCUCGGCCCCUUCCUCCCCUCUCCUCGUUCUUGCUCCUUGCAGCCCAUGUUUGACCCUUUUGAAAACACUUGGGGGUUGUUUCUUCUAGGGAAAACGACAAGAAAGACGUGUAAGCAUUUUGGAAAAAUAAAAAAAACUGUUUCGCA
Messenger RNA from Anolis sagrei ordinatus, 4540 nucleotides. RefSeq names its product DNA damage inducible 1 homolog 2 (gene DDI2). The record is from RefSeq and is a predicted model, not a curated record. Gene Ontology annotation, biological process: proteolysis. NCBI's taxonomy places the organism in Eukaryota, Metazoa, Chordata, Lepidosauria, Squamata, Anolidae. Gene Ontology annotation, molecular function: aspartic-type endopeptidase activity; protein binding.